CGCGAGUUAGUUUCCGCCGCCGGGACGGAGGCGCCGGCCGGGCUGGGCCGGGCUCGGGGCAGCGCCGCGCGGUCGGAGCCGUUUCGCCCGUCCCCGCCGAGGGGUAGGAAGAGCCGGGGACGGCGGGACGAGCCGUGGCGCGGGGCAUGCGGGGCCGGCCCCGCGCGCUCUGAGCCGCCGAGCCCCGCGAGGAAGCGCCGGGGGGUCCCGUCGCAGCCAUGGAUCCCGGGCAGCCCCAGCCGCAGCAGCCGCCGCAGGCGGCGCAGCCCCCGGCCCCGCAGCAGGCGGCCCCGCAGCCCCCGGGCGCGGUGUCGGGAGCUCCGGGAGGCGCCGCGCAGCCGCCGGGCGCGGGCCCCCCUCCGGCGGGGCACCAGAUCGUCCAUGUGCGGGGCGAUUCCGAGACCGACCUGGAGGCGCUCUUCAACGCCGUGAUGAACCCCAAGGGCGCCAACGUGCCGCACACGCUGCCCAUGCGGCUCCGCAAGCUGCCCGACUCCUUCUUCAAGCCGCCCGAGCCCAAGGCUCACUCCCGCCAGGCCAGCACUGAUGCAGGGACAGCAGGAGCCCUGACCCCUCAGCACGUCCGUGCUCAUUCCUCUCCAGCAUCCCUGCAGCUGGGGGCCGUGUCCCCUGGCACGCUCACACCCUCUGGAGUAGUGACUGGACCUGGAGCGCCGUCUUCUCAGCAUCUCCGCCAGUCUUCGUUUGAGAUCCCUGAUGAUGUACCUCUGCCACCGGGCUGGGAGAUGGCCAAGACACCAUCUGGACAGAGAUACUUCCUUAAUCAUAUUGAUCAAACAACAACAUGGCAAGAUCCCAGGAAGGCCAUGCUUUCCCAGAUGAAUGUUACAGCUCCCACCAGUCCUCCCGUGCAACAGAACUUAAUGAACUCAGCAUCAGGCCCACUCCCCGAUGGAUGGGAACAAGCUAUGACCCAGGAUGGAGAAAUUUACUACAUAAACCAUAAGAACAAGACAACAUCUUGGCUAGACCCAAGGCUUGACCCACGCUUUGCCAUGAAUCAGCGAAUCAGCCAAAGUGCUCCGGUGAAACAGCCACCCCCUCUGGCUCCUCAGAGUCCCCAAGGUGGCGUCAUGGGUGGGAGUAGCUCCAAUCAGCAACAACAGAUGAGACUUCAGCAGCUACAGAUGGAGAAGGAAAGGCUGAGACUGAAGCAUCAAGAACUGCUUCGGCAGGUGAGGCCACAGGCAAUGCGGAAUCCCAGCACAGCAAAUUCUCCAAAACAUCAGGAAUUGGCUCUCCGUAGCCAGCUUCCAACAAUGGAACAAGAUGGUGGAUCUCAAAAUCCCGUAUCAUCUCCUGGAAUGUCUCAGGAACUGAGAACAAUGACUACAAAUAGUUCUGAUCCCUUUCUUAACAGUGGAACAUAUCACUCCAGAGAUGAAAGCACAGAUAGCGGACUUAGCAUGAGCAGCUACAGUGUACCCAGAACCCCAGAUGACUUCCUGAACAGUGUUGAUGAGAUGGAUACAGGUGACAGUAUCAGCCAAAGUAACAUACCGUCCCAUCAGAACCGAUUCCCAGACUACCUUGAAGCCAUUCCAGGGACAAAUGUGGACCUUGGGACACUGGAAGGAGAUGGGAUGAAUAUAGAAGGAGAAGAACUGAUGCCAAGUCUGCAAGAGGCUUUGAGCUCUGACAUCCUAAAUGACAUGGAAUCUGUCUUGGCAGCCACCAAGCUAGAUAAAGAGAGUUUUCUUACUUGGUUAUAGGGGCCUCAGGGAGACUGAAUUCUAAAUCUGUGAAGGAUCUAAGGAGAAUAGGACAUCUGUAUCUGAAGUUCAGAACAAGUCAGUGUGGCACACUUUGGCUUGUGUUCAGAAAAAGUAAAUGAACAAAUAUUCAGCAAGAUUCUUUCAUUUUGCUCUUCCUUGUCCAUCGCUGCUGUUAUAUAUUGCUGACUUUUUUCCACAGUUGACUCUGAAGAACAGACAUCUUCUUGACCUUUUUCUAUUGCUGUUGCAACUACUGUUGGGGGGUGGGGGAGGGAAUGAUGAGCCUAUUUGAAUGACGAAUGCCAUUCCUUUUGUCCUAGUGUGCGCUUGCAUAUCAUUUUUAUCUAAGUACUCAGAUGUGAGAGUAAAUUUCUGCAUGUCACUGCUUGUAGUUUGCUCAGCUAGUUGUCUCCUGCUGCCUGUGGAAAGUGGUAAAACGUGACAUACUGGGUGACAAGCCAAAAAUGAUGUAUCUGGUCAAAUGAAGUCAAUACUGAUUUGGAGAUAUGACUUAAAGGAGGGCUGAAAACUGGCAUUAAGUGUUUCCACUAGUAGCUCCUUCAUUAGCCACAAAGUGCUUUUGUUCAUAUUUUAUGUUAUAGUAAAUCAUGAGUCAUUUUACAUAGAAACAUAUAUGAACUUUGAUUGUUGCCACUUAUUCUAGCCUAACUCUUGUUUGUCAAAAAUAGUUUGAUUAUUUUUGUUAGUUGAUUUAACUGUAGCUAUAGGAUGGGAAGUAAUUUUAGGUGUUCUUUUUUUAAAUAGUGAAAUCUAAGGUUUUUUUCUGAUUUCACAUAGUCUUAUUUAAAUCUGAAUUGUCUGCUUUUUUUAUACCCAAACCAUGGCUAUUGUAGCGCAAUAAGCUAGUGAGUACAUAAAACAGUGCGUUUUGCCUGCGACUUUUCUAUUUUUUUUAAAGGCUAGCUUUGAAUGUAAUCCUUAGAAUCCAUGACCAGUGGCUUAUUUUUCAUGUUUCUUUGCAAGAUACUGAAUUAGAAGCUAAGUGUGCUAUUUACCAUUCUGAAAUGCAUCUUAAAGUAGCAGAAACAAUUUUACAGUGACUGAUGCGUCCAACCUCUCUUCUGGUUUUCAGUUUUGUAUCUGAAUGAGUUUAGAUUCUUUGAUGGGAAAAAACUUGCUGAAAAUUUUCUCCUGAGUGAGCGUGGGAAAAUGGUCUGAACUAUGAAUAUCACUGUAAGUUGCAAUGAAAAGGCUAGAACACCAAAAAAAACAAGAAUCCUCAGUAAAAACUCUGAAGUGUAAUAGUUAUCAAAUUCCGUUUGGUGAAAAAUAAGCCCUGGGCACAAUGUAGAAGUCUGUAAAGAUAUGUGUUAGAUGGUGACGUGAGCAAGUAAUGAAGUGUAUAUUAGCAGUAGAGCUUAGCAUGGGAUAGAGGUGAAUAUGAGUUAUCUUUAUUUUAACAGGAAAAGAUGUAUCACUAAGUUGUCUGCAGGAGUUGACAGUUUCCAAAGAGUAUUUUUAAAUGAACAAAAUGAGCAUGAAUCAAACUUUCAGUAUAAGCUAUGACAUUUUCUGGGGUUUUGGUUGUUUUUUUUCUAAUUAAAAGUCGAGUCAGCAGUUAGCACCUCUGCAACUAAGGGCCCAUUGCUAUUCUCAACAUAAGCCUUUAUUUUCAAGGGUGUUUAACAUGACUGUAAAGAUGCUGUAAGCAUGAAACCCGGUUUUCAGAAAAAUCCCAGCUAACGGGGACUUCUCCCAGAGGGAGAUUUUAAUGGCUUUUUAUUUUGUUGUUAAAGAAACUGGUUACCUUUCCAUGUUAGGAAUGGAUCAGCAAAACAAAUGACCCAUAUGAUCACUGUCAUUUUUAUACUUCAGAAAUAAACGUGCUUCAGGAUAAUAUAAAAGAACAAAGACUGAUAAAAGUCUCAUUUUAAGAACUGAAGCAGCAGAGGCAGAGAUUUGAAUUUUGCCACUCGAGAUGCACAUUUACUACUUUACAUAAGGAUGGUAGUAUUUGAAACCCGCAGAUUUGUUUCUGCCUUGUUAAGGAAUGCUGGCAGGUUUUAAAAUCCCAGUUUUCAAAACACAGUGGCCAACAUGUUGUACUACACCAGUAGUUCAGCGGUUGAUAGGCCGCUUCUGUAUUGUGCAAUGACACGGUAGCUCCUAAAGCAGUGUAUUGUGUCCAACUUAUGGAUUUUAGUAGCAUUUUUUAAAUUUCCUUAUGAACUUUUCUCUCUUCUUCCCUUCAGGAGAACAAAUUACAUGAAGCUGUUAUAACUUGAAUGGUAUAACGUGAAACCACAACAGCAAGGAAACAGAACUGUUUCCAUUUCAGUUGUCUUCCACAGUUGUAUCCAGGUAUCACAGCACACCGUGCACUGGGUGCAGCCUCCCAGCACGCCAUGCCUUGGUGCCACGCGGACGUGUACAGAACAGAUGUUCUUUCCUUGCUUUUGUGUGUUUGUCGCAGCUUUAAUUUUGAGUGUUUUUUUCUCAUUGUGAAAACACUAAAUGGCUUAUACUGUGUUUGGGUAGCACUGUUCGGGCUAGAUACUGACAGACUGGGAAUCCUUGAACUGUUCUAACACUAAUUCUGUUUUGUGAUUCUUAUUUUCAUUGAUUUUCAAACAUUUCCGUUCUCAUUUACUAGGAAACGUACCACAGACAUGCUGUACUGUUGGCAAUCAACACUAAUUGGGUUUAUUUUUUUUAUUCUGCAAACGCAUUGUUUGAUGAAGUGGUUAAAGUGUUUGAAAUGCAAAAGUGUUUUGGGGUAGUAUUUUAUACUGAUGUAUAUAUUGAAACAAAUCACUGUAAUAAUUGUAAUAGCUUUUAGGCAGAAUACACUACAUGCAGAUGGAUGGGGCUGCACCGUGCUGUGCUGUUCAACACCUGGGCAGGGCGACUGCUUGGAAACAGGUUGCAGUGUCAGUAAACCACGUGGAUCAAAUAUUGUACCAUUCAGUGUUGGCGCUCACCAAUGCAAAAGGAGAAGAGACAGUUUCAACGUGAUUAACACUACAUAGCUUUCACACAUCUGGUAAAUUAGUACUAAAGUGACCUUUUCACUUACGAGCAUGUUUUUUUGUUGUUUUUUUUUUUUUUUUAAUUCAAAUUAACAGGUGUGCCUGUGUAAAAUAAUUUGUUUUCUGUAUCUUGGAAAAAAAAAUACUCUACACAUUUAGAAUGUUGUAUGUUAGAGAACUCUUAAAUGCACCCUUGUCAAAAAUUACGUAUAUUAGUUACCAUUGUUACUUUUUAGAUAUGAGCAUGACUGUAAGUUAGGUACCUAAGUACAUUCUGUUACAUUAUUUUUCUUUAUGUAAUACUUUUUCAGUUGUUUUAUUUGGUAUAAAUAUAUACUUUGUGCUUAAACAUCUUUGUUUGUUUGUAACGUUCAGUAGGAGGUAAAGGCAUUGAUUUCCUCCAGCAAGACAGAUGCAUUGAACUGUUGAAUUCCUGUCUUAGUUUCUGUUCUCGUCCCCCUCGUCACAGCUCUUGUAGUCAUAAACUCCAGUCCUGCAGGCAUCGUGUGCAAGCUUACCUAAGGGACAGAGGAGUCCUACUGAAGUCAGUGAAGGCUUAGCAUUAAAGUAUUCAUCUCAGUGUUCUUGCAGUGAGAAAGAGAAAGCGACUCCAGUGAACCUUGUGCAGUUGGUAUAAAACAGUGCUGCAGCUGUGCAAAGCAGUAUAGUGAGAGCUGGUGACAGAACAUCCGUCACCUUCUGUAAGCACGCGUCCACUUCUUGCAGAUGGGUUUGCAAGGUUCACUCAAAGCUAUGCAGUGACUUGUGACACAAUAAAGGCACGCUAUUUUCAUUCCUCAA
Tympanuchus pallidicinctus (lesser prairie-chicken) is the source of this 5527-nucleotide messenger RNA. It is a transcript of the gene YAP1, whose product is annotated as Yes1 associated transcriptional regulator. Gene Ontology annotation, biological process: hippo signaling; positive regulation of transcription by RNA polymerase II. Gene Ontology annotation, cellular component: nucleus; cytoplasm. The transcript has 9 exons. The coding region runs from base 219 to 1733 and encodes 504 amino acids. Gene Ontology annotation, molecular function: transcription coactivator activity; transcription corepressor activity; protein binding. The record is from RefSeq and is a predicted model, not a curated record. Lineage: Eukaryota; Metazoa; Chordata; Aves; Galliformes; Phasianidae.